ACAGACCGGAAAUAAGCAUUACAAUUUACGUUACCUCCCGCUCUCUGCUGUCAUGUUUCCAUAACGAUGGACAGAGGCAAAUGGGACGAAAUAAUCACACGUUUUCAGGCGCGUGCGCGCGGUUACCUCACGAGAACCGAAGUGCGGCACGCGCGUGAGGACUUUGAGGAGAUCGUAAGAGAGAUAGAAGGAGGGGUGAGCCAUUUAAGGUGGACUGAUGCGACCCUCUCCGCCCCACACUUUACAGACACGAGUGGAUCAUGGCUUCAACCUCCCAGCCGUCUACUCAAGACAACAGGUCCUGAACUAGAUGUCAGUACUCUCCAGAUUUCAGAUCCCCCACCUGAAAAGGGACAGGAUCACUGUAUCCAGCCAGAGAGGCCAACAACAGAAAGCGCGGAUUGCUCCAGCAUCCCAGUGAGAGGGGAUGUAGAGGAGCAGGGAUGGACGGUUGAAGGAGGGGAGACAAAGAGAACAGGGAGAUCCUCCACCAUCUGGAGCAGCCCCGAGCAGGACAUUGGUGUUUAUCCUCAGAGAGACCUGAACCUUGACUCAGGUCUUCAGCAGUACUGCCUGGCACAGAAUGUGCCCCGUACUCCACAAGCUCUGCGUCUCCACAGAAACACUCUGACCAUGGAGCUGGUCUGGAUCCAGCAAGCUAUCGACAGCAGGAAAAAGUACCUUUCCCUGAGGAACAGACUGAGUGUAUCCUGAUGGUUAACCUAAUGUGAACAGGACGUAACAAUGUGGGACUGUUGAUGCCGGAUUCACUAGAAUGUCAUCUGUGUUGAAAUUUAUUGUAAGUAGUAUUUAUGAUGUCAUAUAUGGAAAUUUUUGCACUGAUAGACUUGUAUGGUUUUGAUAUUGUGAAAACAAAUAAAUGAUAUUUUUCCACAAAUAAAAGUCUGAGUG
Molecule: messenger RNA, 912 nt
Organism: Cyprinodon tularosa
Lineage: Eukaryota; Metazoa; Chordata; Actinopteri; Cyprinodontiformes; Cyprinodontidae
Gene: iqcc
Product: IQ motif containing C
Exons: 6
Coding region: 67-714 (215 amino acids)
Molecular function (GO): protein binding
Source: RefSeq, a predicted model, not a curated record